Messenger RNA from Symbiodinium necroappetens, 591 nucleotides. Lineage: Eukaryota; Dinophyceae; Suessiales; Symbiodiniaceae. The record is from the annotation of a GenBank genome assembly.
AUGAGUGAAGCGAGAUCGCCAGCAGCGUUGCUGGACGCGGUGACUUCUUUGCGAAGCUCCUUCGCUCGACUGGAGCUUCGCAGUCAGGCGCUGGCCCAGUCCCGCAGGCGUCUGCGGGACCGAGGCGUGGAGCGAGCCCUGUCCAAGCCAGCCCAGGCUCACGCGGAGGACCUCAGGCUUGCGCUGAUUGCUUCCUUGACUAAGUGGCAAAGUGGGCCUGGGCUUCAGUUGACAUGGUGGGAGAAGGAGGAGCCAGACGAUCUGCUGGAUGUCCGACGACGCCGGAGUUCCCUAGCAAGCGUCUCAAGCCUGCAACGCGUGGCUACGACAGGCUGCAUUCGAGAUCCAAAAGCAAGGCUCGCGUGGAAUUCGUCAGAUGUUUCUAUGGACUCUGAUGAAAGCAGUCUAGAUGGCUCGAGACAACCCACAAUCCAAGACUUACCACACGUCACAAAAAAGCAGUCUGCCAAGAAAGGGUCGAUGUCCAUGCGACCCUUCUCUGCUGUUAACAGCAGACAUAUGCAAAAAGUUCGAAAACAGUAUACUAUGCUUGAAAUUCCUCCAGACGUGCCGGCCUCUGUGGAAGAUUGA